UCGCAGUCGCAUUUUGCACGCCGAUUUUGCUUAUGUGCUCGAUCCCACAUCGGGACCUGUUUGUUCCAUGAGCCGGUCACUUCAUGAGAGCGAGGGUAAUUUACGAUUUUUCGGCUCAAGGAGAAGGCGAGCUCAGUGUUGCCCAGGGUGAAGAAAUAACUGUUCUCGACCAGACGGUCGGCGAUGGGUGGUGGAGCGCUAAAAAUGAUUUUGGUCGAGAGGGUCUUGUACCGUCAUCCUAUGUCGAGCCCUUUGAUUUGCCGGAACCUACUGCACCUCCCCCGCCUCCUCCUAAAUCUUACCCUGAACUCGACGUGCACCCCCAGAUAGAUUGGGAUGACGAUUGGGACAGUGAUGAUAGCUCUUCACAGGCGGUGUACCCACGUUGGCGUUCGACGCAAGGUGGACCGCAUGGCAUUGGUACCCAACGCGCAAUGGAGUCCUCUGUUAUUUCAAACUCCACAAGUAAAAUAUCCUUCCAACCUGGUCCUACACCUGUUCAGUCGGAUUCCAUGCGGUUUGCUCCUAUCCGAAAGGCAUUCAACAGAUCACACAUCAGAUGCGGAGCUGAAGAUUACCUCUUGCAACUGGAACCUCCUCCAGCUCCCCGCAUUGAAGCAAUCAUUGAGCAUUCAAAUGGGAUGUUCACGUGGAAGCCGGUCUCGGAACCGUUUCAAUGCACCAUAACUUCAUUCCGAAAGGAUUCCAAGAUGAAAGGGAUGAAAAGUUUCAUCGCCUAUCAACUCACUUCCCCGUUGGCUUCUUCUCAUGUGAACCGUCGAUACAAGCACUUUGAUUGGUUACACGCCAGACUGACGUCAAAAUUCCCGUGCAUAUGCAUUCCUCCGCUUCCCGAGAAAGUUAUCACUGGUAAGUCUCCACAUCCGUCUCCGUUGGCUUGCUCCGGUUUGCCAUCGCUUCUUUCGUCCACUUUAAAUGUACACAUUCAUCGUAAUAAUCAACCUUCUAAUUGA
Molecule: messenger RNA, 974 nt
Organism: Dicrocoelium dendriticum
Lineage: Eukaryota; Metazoa; Platyhelminthes; Trematoda; Plagiorchiida; Dicrocoeliidae
Source: the annotation of a GenBank genome assembly